Messenger RNA from Vigna radiata var. radiata (mung bean), 1460 nucleotides. RefSeq names its product putative clathrin assembly protein At4g40080. The record is from RefSeq and is a predicted model, not a curated record. Gene Ontology annotation, molecular function: SNARE binding; 1-phosphatidylinositol binding; phosphatidylinositol-4,5-bisphosphate binding. The transcript has a single exon. Gene Ontology annotation, cellular component: clathrin-coated vesicle; clathrin-coated pit. NCBI's taxonomy places the organism in Eukaryota, Viridiplantae, Streptophyta, Magnoliopsida, Fabales, Fabaceae. Bases 161 to 1141 code for a protein of 326 amino acids. Gene Ontology annotation, biological process: vesicle budding from membrane; clathrin-dependent endocytosis; clathrin coat assembly.
CAGCAACGUGAUUCCAUAAUCAUAAAUCAUAUCAUAUUAUGCCCCACUUCCAGGCCAAAGCCAAACGCUCCCUUCCCAAUUUCUAGUAUCCAGAUUCUCAGACACCAUGCGCUGGCACUGACUGUGUUUUUGUUUCUGCAAGUGUUUUCGCCAAAACAAUAUGACAAAACUCACGCACCUAAUUGGGAUAAUCAAGGAUAAAGCGUCGCAGAGCAAGGCGGCGCUACUCUCCAAACGCACCACGCUCUCCUUGCUACGCGCCACCAGCCACGACUGUUCCACGCCGCCCACGACCAAGCAUCUGGCCAUGCUCCUCUCAUCGGGAGACGGGCCACGCGCCACAGCCUCUGCCGCGGUGGAGGUUCUCAUGGACCGGCUGCAGGGAACGAACAACGCCGCCGUGGCACUCAAGUGCCUGAUCGCCGUCCACUACAUCAUCCGACACGGCAGCUUUAUCCUCCAGGAUCAACUCUCGGUCUACCCCAACUCCGGCGGCAGAAACUACCUCAACCUCUCCCACUUCCGACACACGACCGACCCCACCACGUGGCAGCUCUCCUCCUGGGUCCGGUGGUUCGCACAGCACAUCGAGCAGCUUCUCUGCGCCUCCCGCGUCCUGGGAUUCUUCCUCGGAACCGCCAGCGACAAAGAGAACAGAGAAGACAGAGCGUCGGGUCUCUCCAACGCCGAUUUGUUGAGCGAGUUGGACUCUCUGGUGGCUAUGGUGGAAGGGCUUUGCAAGAGGCCCGAGCCUAACGGAAACCUCUUGGUGGAGGAGAUUGUGAAGCUGGCGCGUGGGGAUUGGGGCGUGGUGCAGGCUGAGGUGCGCGUGAGGUUGAACGAGUUUAAGGAGAGGUUCGGGGGGUUUAAGUUUGGGGAAGCGGUUGAGUUAGUUUGCUGUUUGAAGAGGUUGGAACAAUGCGAAGAAAAGAUGUUGGCUACGAUGGAUGAGGCAAGAGAAUUGAAAUUGUGGGAUAUGGUGACCCUAGUGAAGGAUAUGGCUGAGAUUGAGCUCUACAGAGAAGAGAGUAAGUUGCGGAGAGACACCCCAAAAGUAAGGGUCAGUGAGUCCGAUCGGUUUUCGGGUCGGGUUCUCAAUAACCGUCACCUUCUGUCGUUUCCCUCCGGCAGAUUGUUGUAACAUUUUUUACGUUAAUGUAGAUAAGGAAAAUAAGAUUUUAAGACCAUUUUUUGACACCAUUUUGAUAUUGUACAUGUGUCAAAAUGUGGUUAGACGAUUUUAAAUUAAAAAAUAAAUUUUGGUUUUUCUCUUUCAAAUAUAUUCCUGCCUCAACUUUUUUAAUUUGAAAUCGUCCAAUCACAUCUUGACAUGUGUACAGUGUCAAAAAAUGGUGUUAAAAUAUCAUUAUACUGUGGAUAAAUACCACAACAAAGAAACCAUUUUUUUUUUCUUUUUCUUUAUUUAUUACCACUGUCUCUUGUUAUUAUAUCAUUAUUUU